Messenger RNA from Opisthorchis viverrini, 1884 nucleotides. RefSeq lists its product as hypothetical. The coding region runs from base 1 to 1884 and encodes 627 amino acids. NCBI's taxonomy places the organism in Eukaryota, Metazoa, Platyhelminthes, Trematoda, Opisthorchiida, Opisthorchiidae. Gene Ontology annotation, cellular component: membrane. The transcript has a single exon. Gene Ontology annotation, molecular function: ligand-gated sodium channel activity. The record is from RefSeq and is a predicted model, not a curated record. Gene Ontology annotation, biological process: sodium ion transmembrane transport.
AUGCCACCCGGAGUGGAAGAGCCGAAAACCAAUGGGACUAAACCAAGGCGAACUCGCAGAAAAGUGCUGCAGAAAAUAUCGGAAAACAUUUCGCUCUUUCUGGAAUCAAUUUCCAUCCGUGGCUGCAACCGGAUUGUCCGAGCACAAAGCAUGUUUAUACGACUUCUAUGGAUUUGUUUUCUAAUUUGCACCACAGUAUUUCUGAUUGUUUCCGUCAGGCGAAUUGUGAAAGAAUAUCUCCUCUACUCAGUGAAUAUCGAGACAGAAGAACGAAUGGAUGCACCGACAGAAUUUCCUUCUGUGACUUUCUGUAAUCAUCAGCCGUUUUCCGAAAAAGCCUAUGAAUUGUGGCGCUCAGGAAGUGUUAUCUCACCCACGCAAUUCAACCGUAUUCUGCGACAGAAGGCCGAAGAAUUGGUGGACAACAAUAGUGGGAAUAUCAGUGAACAUCUUUUGCAAAUGGUUGCGCACUAUUCCAUAGUGUUUGACACCAUUAAAAUGUAUUACCAGAACUUGGACUGGCCUGAUCAGAAGCGACUUGGUCAUCAGAGGAAUCAGAGCAUUUAUAUGUGUUUAAUUCGUUUUUCCGGUGAAGAAUUGCUUCUAGGAGGCCCCGGAUGCUACGAUGAAAUGAUCCACAUUAAAGAACGUUCGCAUCCUCAUCAUUACAAUUGCUACACGGUAGACAUCAAUAUCUAUCUUUCCAGACGUGUCCAAGAACUAGGCUUGAUCGUCUGGCUUGGACCACCCGAGAACUACGACAUUCGAUACAGGCAAGCAUUCUUACAAGACGUCUUUGAACAGGCACAUGGCUUGCGUGUAGCCAUUCAUGAACCAGGCCAACUGGUCAAUCUUGAUCGCUUGGGAAUUCAAAUUGAACCGGGUCGAAUGAACGAGAUAAACUUUGAGGUUAUUCGCAAGGAGCACCAGCAGACACCUCGAAAGCCCUGCAUCCAAGAUCCAAAAGAUCAAUAUCGAGAUUUAGACGGGGAAUACGAUUAUGAAUUCGAACUCUGCCUGGAUAGUUUGAUACAACAGAUUGUAAUUGAACGUUGCUCAUGUGUAUAUGCCUACCUGCCAAGGAUAGUUAUCCCAAAUGCAACUUUGCCCUACUGUGGUCGGCUGCUGAGGAACAAUCAGUUGGAUGCCCAAGGAUUGUUUGACCGGAAGGAAUGUGUCCGUCACGUUGUUCAGCAGUUUGCCAAAUUGAGAAAGCAGUUUGAAGCGGAGGGGAAAUGUUUACGGCGCUGCCAAACGUUGGAAUAUGACAAAAGAGUUUCUGUGACAACUUGGAGAGCUACCCAGUGGCAGUUGUACUGGAGUCAGGAAACUGCGAAUGCUCUGGAAGAAAUUAUGGCAUCUAGUCCCAAUUUCACCAAGGCUUCGGUGGACCGUCUGACUGUCUACCUGAAGACCGCUAACUUGUCCACGGCGUUCAAUGCCCCCGAUGUGACACACAAAGGAAUAACGCGGAAAUACGGUUUUAGUGAUCGACACACGUACUUGUUAAUCAAACGAAAACGAAAUGACACAGUGGUUCGUAAGGAAACACUGGUACUCACACUGGAUGCGUUGGUUAGUCGAAUUGGAGGACUGUGUUCACUCUAUAUUGGAAUGACCUUUGCUAUUUUUAUCGAGGUCAUUGAAUUUUUCUACAUGGUCUACAUGAAAAAUAGUAAAAGUAAAAAGCGAAAAAGGGCGAAUUGUACUGACGAGGCGACGACGUGCAAAAGAUCGCAUUCCAACGGGGAGACAGUGUCUGGAAUGAAUUGUGACGAUAGGGAAACGGACCUCAUAAAUAAAGGGGGAGCUGAGCUGGGUAAAACGGAAAACUUGUCCAAUGUUGAAAUAGGAUCCAGAAAAGAUGACAGCAGUCCACAAUAA